Notothenia coriiceps (black rockcod) is the source of this 1243-nucleotide messenger RNA. RefSeq names its product bifunctional apoptosis regulator. The transcript has 3 exons. Lineage: Eukaryota; Metazoa; Chordata; Actinopteri; Perciformes; Nototheniidae. The record is from RefSeq and is a predicted model, not a curated record. The annotation marks the transcript as partial.
UAUACUGGGAAAAGUACUCCGGUGUGAAAGCGCCUAUUGAAGAGUUCACUGAAUCUCCAGAUAGUAUUUGUCAUAUUUCUCACACAAAUGACUGUCCUCUUACUCUAUAUACCUGUUCUUCUCUUACGUUCUGCCAGGUUACUAAUGCGGGGAAGUCGCUGUUCUUGCUGUACGCGCUGAAGCGCUCCCCCCGCCUCACACUCUUCUAUUUGUAUUUAUUCGACUACUCGGAAACCUUCCUGCCCUUCCUGCACACCUGCUGUCCGGCCAUCACAAACAUCGGACAGUCAGUGGAGAGCAGCUUCCUCAACACACAGAUGGAGCCCAGCUGGCGGCAGUGGGGAGAGUUUCUUGUGAAGUACCUCCUGCUCCCAUACCAGCUGAUAGCAGAGUUUGCCUGGGACUGGUUGGCCGUGCACUACUGGACGUCUCGCUUCAUCAUCGUGAACGCCAUGCUGCUGUCCGUGCUGGAGGGCUGCGCACUGUGGAGACUCUGGGCGAGAGCCAGCAUCAGGGCUAUGCCACGCAAGAUGUGGAACCACUUGUGGAAGAUGCUCUCUCAGGGGUUUGCCUUCGCCCUCCUGUGGCCUUUUUUCCCUCAGUUUGUGUGCAACUGCCUCUUCUACUGGGCUCUGUACUUCAGUCCCAUCAUUAAUAUAGACCUGGUGGUGCAGCAGCUAAUGCACCCAGAAACACAGGCUCUGUAACAAACUGCAUGCUAACAGUGCUCCAUUAAUACCAUACAGUUCACAGCAAAUAUCAAGAGUUGCUGAAGAGGAGAGGGCGUUUAUUUUCAGCAGUAUACUCAUAUGAGACUGGCUUACUCGCUGUUGGCAAGGAAGUUUUCUCGCUUCCAAGACUUGACUCUGCUGGAUGGCUGCCAUGUGGAACAAGAGAGUCUUUUGUACAAGAAACAAAACCAACAAGAUGAGAAUCGCUGAAAUAUCUGUGAUGUUAUUGAUUACUGCAGUGAUUUCUCUCUGCGUGCACAGUGCAUUCACAAACCACAUUGCCUAGAUGGUCGACAGGGCAGUUAAGAAAUUGCCUGGCCUCUUAAGUAAUUUUCUGAAAGCUUUGUAGCACAGAGAGGGCUGUUAUCCGAUGAGAGGAGAGCUUUUUUGACGCAUAUGCUGCCUGAAGGUGGAUUAAAACAUCAGUACAUGCAUUUUUGUCUGGCUUCUUUUAUUAAAUGUAAUCCAAAACAAAUUAAAAUAAAAAAACUGCUGGUUCAAAAAUAAUUUAA